Branchiostoma floridae (Florida lancelet) is the source of this 2765-nucleotide messenger RNA. Its product is annotated as G-protein coupled receptor 54-like. The coding region runs from base 139 to 1437 and encodes 432 amino acids. Lineage: Eukaryota; Metazoa; Chordata; Leptocardii; Amphioxiformes; Branchiostomatidae. The transcript is spliced from 5 exons. The record is from RefSeq and is a predicted model, not a curated record. Gene Ontology annotation, biological process: neuropeptide signaling pathway. Gene Ontology annotation, molecular function: G protein-coupled peptide receptor activity. Gene Ontology annotation, cellular component: membrane.
CCAGCGCAAGUGUGAACGUAAUGUGGAGAAUGUGAAGAUGGCGUCUCUGUGUGAACGUUCGUGUUUGACUGUCCUUGGACUGACGUAGGUCCGAUAACUUCCCCAACAUUUCCGUUCAGCGACUGUUACGACACGUUAAUGACACGGCCGAGGGGCCGAGGUCCCCUCGUUGGAUUGUCUACCGCCACCAUGUCUUCAGUGGACGUUUCGGUGGACGAGGCGAAUAUGACAGACUUCUUCAACGCGACGCUCGACUCCCUGCUACCGACGGAAUCAUCGAAUCAGUCGUGGGUGCCGGAUGACGACCCACCCCGAUCACCGCCCGUACUCUUCGCCGUGGAGCGACAGGUCAUCCCCGUAGUCUUCGGCCUGAUCUGCCUUGUUGGGAUGGUUGGGAACAUCCUGGUCAUCUUGGUCGUCAGUAAGUCCAGUGACAUGAAGACGGUGACCAACUACUACAUCGUGAACCUGGCCAUCACGGACCUAGCGUUCCUGGUCUGCUGCGUCCCGUUCGUGGCCACGUCCUUCGCCCUGGGGCCAUCCUGGGUCUUCGGGGCGUUCGCCUGCAAAGCCGUCUUCUACAUCAUACGGGUGACGUUGCAGGCCACGUGUUUGACGCUGAUGGCGCUGUCCAUUGACCGGUUCUGUGCGAUCGUUCUGCCGUUCAAGUCUAUCGACUUCCGCCGGCCCCGUGUGGCCAUCUUCGUCAGCGUCUGCAUCUGGAUCGGAUCUUUUCUUCUGUCUAUCCCCGUGGCGCUCCGACAUCGCAUCUACAUGGUGGGUGACCAGGUCCUGUGCCGUGAGCGUUGGCCGAGCGCCACCGCCCAGCAGUCCUACAUGAUCUACAUGGUCUCCAUCACCUACAUCAUUCCGCUGGCAACCAGCAUCUUCUGCGGAGCCAUGAUCGUCCGCCAGGUCUGCAACCGCCCGGAGAGCGCCAAUCUGGGCGGGCAGAGCCAGACCCGAAAGGUGACCAUCAUGAUCAUCGGCGUGGUCCUGCUCUUCGCUCUGUCUUGGCUGCCAAACCACGCUAUUAACCUGUGGCGUGUCAUGAAUCCAAGAGCACCAGGUUCCAUCCCUCUGUACCAGUUCAAAUUCGCGGCCAUGUGUCUCAGCUAUGCCAACUCGGCUAUGAAUCCGUUUGUGUACACUUUUGUUGGCGAGAACUUUCGAGUAGAGCUGCACAAACUGUUCCAAAACCUUUGCUCCAAGUGCUGGUAUCCUUACAGCGCCGAUUCUAAGAAAGCCCCGGCGUCGGCGAAGGGUAGCAACACGAGUUUUAAGACUGCCGUGACCCUGACUCGCUCGGCGUCCGGCGGCAUUGGCCAGUGUGAAACCCUGCCGUUUCGCCCCGUCACUCCGUUGCCAGACGAAGUCUAUUGCCCAGUUGUUGUUGUCAAAGAUGACACAAAAAUGUCUUUCGAGACCAAUAUCUGAAAUAGCAGCAUCAUGAACAAAGAGUCAUCAUCAAAUGUAAAUCACAACGACACAGAGCGUAAAAUAAGACGAAUCCAAAAUUUAUAUUACAAAAUUAACUUACUGGACUAACAUGCACAAAAAUCCUUUACUUAAAAAUUAUAUAAGUACAAUCAACCGAAUUUAUAUUAGCACAAUCAUGAAAGCUACAUGUUAGCAAAAUGCCUUAGGCCUGAAUGAUCGAAAUUUAAGUCAUUGGCUACUCAUAAACUUUGAACUUUAUUAAAUCAACACUUUGCAGGCAUUUAAUCCUAAACUGUGCUGGUGUGUACAAGCACCAUUAUUGAACAUUGUUUAAAAAGUUAUUACAAUUUUAAAAACUUACUCGUAAUUGACUAAUAAUUUUGCUUAAAAUCACAAAUUAAAGACGUUAGCCUUACGAUAUUUGUAACGAUGAGUUAGAUACACGUCAUACAAUAGUUGAUGCGAUAGUGUGUUAAUUCUGAUUCAUCAGAGCAAGGGCCCUAGGAAUGAACGAUUGGGAAUGUCUAUUGGUCCGGCUCAUUGGUGAGCCCGACUUCGUAGCUGGUUAUGACUCAUAAUGAUCAUAUGGUUUUGAGAUAUUGUCAGUAACAUUGGUAAACAUUGCAAGUAACAUUUGUAAAAAGUUAACUAAAAAUGUUGCAACAAAUUUAGAUUGACCAACAAAUGCAAUGGUAUCCCAAUAAUAUACAUGUGCAAGGAGCACCAUUUUCUACUAGCUUCUGAAGAUUGCAACAGACAGUGUACACAAAUGGUGAACGAUGACAUUCUAACCGAACACCAUUAGUUUCAUAUUGUAAAUAUCGGAAUCAUUAACAGAAUCAAUAAUUCACAGGUUGUACCAUUUCGUAUUGAGAGUUCCAUGCAAAUUCGGUCUAUACGUAUACAGAAAGGGUCACUCAAAAGAAAGAGGAACUUUAUACAGUGAUAUAAUGAAUUUAAUGAAUGAAGACCUUUAUUGUACGUUUUUGCUUUCUAAAAUGCUAAGUAUACAGGUCAAUGUGAAUAGGGUACAUCUCCUAGUGAUUCUAAGUACAAUCUCUGAAAACUGUGAUACAUGAUAUAGAAUACCCUGUACAAUAUUGUACUAUAUUGUAAAUUGUUUUAUUGGCGAAAUCAUGCCUGAAGGCUAAUUGCAUGUACAGUCUCAAAGACUAAGAGUAGAAAUAGUGUCAUACAUAACAAUAGGGUCUCUACCUACCAUCCAAGGUCGAAAGGGGAGAUCAUUACCUAGUUCUAAUGAGGCACGCUCUUUUUUUGGGCAGCCAAAGGAGAUCGUUUCCGCCUUCUGAUUGUCAGGGGUCUCA